Messenger RNA from Knipowitschia caucasica, 1227 nucleotides. NCBI's taxonomy places the organism in Eukaryota, Metazoa, Chordata, Actinopteri, Gobiiformes, Gobiidae. The record is from the annotation of a GenBank genome assembly.
AUGGACCAAGGAGUCCAGGUCCGCUGUGUGGCCUCUGGUCCCGGUCUGGACCGAGCUGUGGUGAAGGAGGAGGAGGUGGAGGAGGUGAUCAUCAAACAGGAGGAGGCGCCGCUGGACCUGUCUGUCCUCGAGUCCAGAGCAGAAGAACCGAGAGUCCGGGACCCUGAGGUCUACAGCGACCGGAAACCUCUGUGGGGCUGUGCAGGCGGAGGCCACGCCCCCCACGUCUCUACAGGAGGCCACGCCCCCCACGUCUCUGCAGGAGGCCAUGCCCCCCACGUCUCUGCAGGAGGCCACGUCUCUGCAGGAGGCCACGCCCCCCACGUCUCUGCAGGAGGCCACGUCUCUGCAGGAGGCCACGCCCCCCACGUCUCUGCAGGAGGCCACGCCCCCCACGUCUCUGCAGGAGGCUACUUUCCCCAUUCUGGAGGCCACGCCUCCUCUGCAGGAGGCCACACCCCCUCUUCAAAAGGCCACGCCCCCUCUGCAGGAAGCUACACCCUCACUGCAGGAGACUACACCCCCUCUGUAGAAGGUUGCACCACCGCUACAGAAGGCUACACCCCCACUACAGGAGGCCACGCCCCCCACAUCUCUGCAGGAGGCUACUUUUCCUAUUCCGGAGGCCACGCCUCCUCUGCAGGAGGCCACACCCACUCUUCAAAAGGCCAUGCCCCCUCUGCAGGAAGCCACACCCCCACUGCAGGAGACUACACCCCCUCUGUAGAAGGCCACACCCCUGCUACAGGAGGCCACACCCCCACUACAGGAGGCCAUGCCCCCUCUGCUGGUCUCAGUCUGAAGGAGGAGGUGGAGGAGGUGAUCAUCAAAGAGGAGGAGAUGCCGCUGGAAGUGACUGAGUCGUCUGAGGGUCUCUCUCUCGGUCACAUGAGCUCAGAGUCCGAGGGCUUCACAGACCAUUCCUCUGACGACGAGGACUGGACUGCUCCGGUCCACGACUCUGGAGGUGACGUGAAGGAGCACCAGCCCAAGGCAGUUCGGUUGCAGCUGGACCAGCAGAUCCUAGAGCUCCUGAACACCAGGGACUUCACUGCAGAAGAAAAGGCUCAGGUGCAGAAGGUUCUGCAGCAGGACCAGGUCUGUGGAUCACCUCUGCCCUACAUCUGGAGCGGAGACCAGAGGAACAACGGACGCCGCAUGUGGACUGUGCUGAAAGAGCUCAGGGACAAGCGGAGACAACGGUUUCUCAGAACUUUGAAUGGCUAA